Messenger RNA from Salvia miltiorrhiza (redroot sage), 1969 nucleotides. RefSeq names its product 9-cis-epoxycarotenoid dioxygenase NCED1, chloroplastic-like. The transcript has a single exon. Gene Ontology annotation, cellular component: chloroplast stroma. Bases 63 to 1772 code for a protein of 569 amino acids. NCBI's taxonomy places the organism in Eukaryota, Viridiplantae, Streptophyta, Magnoliopsida, Lamiales, Lamiaceae. Gene Ontology annotation, molecular function: carotenoid dioxygenase activity. Gene Ontology annotation, biological process: carotene catabolic process. The record is from RefSeq and is a predicted model, not a curated record.
CUCUCUCCUCUCCUCUCUGUCUCUCCCUCCGCAACCGAAUAUUAGUACAAAAAUAGAUAACCAUGGCCGCUUCAACUAGUUCAUGCACAAAUUCUUGGAUUAAGCCCAAAUUAUCCACUUCAUCAUUGCCACGCAGGAAUAUUAAUCCCAACAACAUCCAAUGCUCCCUCCAAACUCCCACUCUGUGUUUCCCCGUGGCGCCAACCUACCAACCACUCUCUCCGUCGAGGCCGCAAUGGAAUAUAAUUCAGAAAGCCGCAGCAAUGGCGCUGGACGCCGUGGAGAGAGCACUCAUACACCACGAGCUCCAGCAGCCGCUGCCCAAGACGGCGGACCCCGCCAUCCAGAUCGCCGGCAACUUCUCGCCGGUGCCGGAGCAGCCCGUCCGCCACCGCCUCCCAGUCAUCGGUAAGAUCCCGAAAUCCAUCCAAGGCGUCUACGUCCGCAACGGCGCAAACCCGCUCUUCGAGCCGCAGGCCGGCCACCACUUGUUCGACGGCGAUGGCAUGAUCCACGCUGUCAAAUUCGAGGGUGGCGCCGCCAGCUACGCCUGCCGCUUCACCCAAACAGAGAGGCUAACCCAGGAGCGCUCCCUCGGCCGCCCCAUUUUCCCUAGAGCCAUCGGCGAGCUCCACGGGCACUCCGGCGUGGCCAGGCUCCUCCUUUUCUACGCCCGCGGCCUCUUGAAGCUCGUGGACCACAGCCGCGGCACCGGCGUGGCGAACGCCGGCGUGGUGUACUUCAACAAGCGGCUCCUGGCCAUGUCCGAGGACGACCUCCCCUACCACGUCCGCCUCACCAGCAAUGGCGACCUCGAAACCGUGGAGCGCUACAACUUCAACGGCCAGCUGCAAUCCACCAUGAUCGCCCACCCCAAGGUCGACCCCCAUUCCGGCGACCUCUUCGCCCUCACCUACGACGUCAUCAACAAGCCCUACCUAAAAUACUUCAGAUUCUCCAAAAACGGCCGUAAAUCCCCCGACGUCGAAAUCCCCGUCUCCGACCCCACAAUGAUGCAUGAUUUCGCCAUCACCGAGAACUCCGUCAUCAUCCCCGAUCAGCAGCUGGUGUUCAAGCUGUCGGAGAUGAUCCGCGGCGGCUCUCCGGUGGUGUACGACAAGAAUAAGAUAGCACGAUUCGGCGUGUUGAGCAAGUAUGCCGAAGAUGCUUCGAGCAUCAAGUGGGUGCAAGUGCCGGAUUGCUUCUGCUUCCACCUCUGGAAUGCAUGGGAGGAGUCGGCGACGGACGAGAUCGUCGUCAUCGGCUCCUGUAUCACGCCGCCCGACUCCGUCUUCAACGAAUGCGACCAAGGAUUGAAGAGCGUCCUCUCUGAAAUCCGCCUCAAUCUCAAAACCGGGAAAUCCACGCGCCGCCCGAUCAUCUCCGGCGACGAUCAACUCAACCUAGAAGCCGGGAUGGUCAACCGGAACAAGCUCGGCCGCAAAACGCGGUACGCGUACCUCGCCAUCGCAGAGCCGUGGCCCAAGGUCUCCGGCUUCGCCAAGGUCGACCUCCUCACCGGAGAAGUGAAGAAGUUCAUCUACGGCAACUACAAGUACGGCGGCGAGCCCCUGUUCCUUCCGAGCUCGGAGGCGGAAGACGACGGCUACAUCCUCGCCUUCGUGCACGACGAGGCGGACUGGAAGUCGGAGCUGCAAAUCGUGAACGCGGCCACCAUGGAAUUGGAAGCGUCGGUUCAGCUCCCGUCGAGAGUUCCGUACGGCUUCCACGGCACGUUCAUCUGCACGAACGAGCUCGCCGGGCAGGCCUGAUCGCCGGAGAACUUCCUGAGGGAUGCUUAGAGAUAUGUCCCCGGAGUUUCUCCGCAGAUUUUGGUGCUUUUUUUGAAAGGGUUUUAGAGAUUAUUAUUAUUAGUGUGAGAGGUUUUAGAAGGCCUGCUUGUAGCUUUGCUCAUUGUAGAUACAAAAUCAAAGCUCAGCGCUUUCUUCUCUUCAUGCUUUCACAAACU